UCUACUCCCCCACUCACUGUCCUUUCGAUUCCGAGCAUCUAUUUUCUCUCUCUAAAAACCUCUCUCUCUCACUCAUCAAAACCCAACAGUCCAACACUCUCUCACUCCUCACAGCGCACACACACACACACACACGCAGUGACGUCAUCAUAUACACGUAUAAUUUUAGAGAGAGAAAGUGGACGAAGCGGCCAUUAUCUGUAUCCUUUACCUCUUAUCUGAGCUGAAAUUUCAUAGAUCAAAUCUGCUACUUCCAGGAGACACUUUCUUAUAUUCUCUUCAAGUGGCCGCUCUUUGAGUUAUCAACUUAAUUACUGGAUGACCCGUGGAGUUAUUUUACAGCCUCAAACAUCUGAUGUUUUGUACCUAUCUUAUUAUGCCUGACCAGCAACACAAUGAACAGUUUCCCUGUGAAUUUUCAGCACUUAGUUUUAUGCAUGCUGUUGCUUUACAGUCUACCAAAAGAAAUUGAAGCUCUCAGUCCUGAUGGUCAAGCUCUUGUCAACUUUAGGACAGCCAUAAUUAGUUCAGAUGGUAUUCUACAGCAGUGGAGACCAGAGGAUGAGGAUCCGUGUGGUUGGAAAGGAGUAAAAUGCGACUCCAAGUCAAAGCGAGUUACAGCCUUGAGCCUCCCUAACCGCAAGUUGAGUGGCCCAAUAUCAGCAGAUAUUGGGAAACUAGACAACCUGCAAUAUCUAGCUCUUCAUGACAACAACUUUUAUGGGGAAAUCCCGCCAGAACUGGGGAACUGUACUCAGUUGCAAUCAAUAUUUUUGCAGGGUAACUACCUAAGUGGAUCGAUUCCUGGUGAACUGGGAAACCUGUCUCAGCUUGAGAAUUUGGAUGUCUCCAGCAACUCUCUCAGUGGAAGCAUUCCUGCUACACUUGGAAAGUUGAGCAAGCUUUCUAGUUUUAAUGUUUCCACAAAUUUUCUGGUGGGACCUAUACCUUCUGAUGGUGUUCUUGCGAACUUCCGGAAUGACUCAUUUGUUGGAAACCGUGGGCUGUGUGGUAAGCAAAUUCAAAGAUGUACGAAAACUGGUAGUGGUUCAUCCUUUUCGCAGCCUACAGAUUCAGCCCAAUUUCAAGCCAAGAAGAAUUCAGGGAGGCUUCUGGUUAGUGCACUGGCCACUGUGGGUGCGUUGCUUCUGGUAGCUCUUAUGUGUUUCUGGGGCUGUUACAUGUAUAAGAGGCUUGGUAAAAAUGAUGGCAAAAGCCUUGCUAUGGAUGUUAGUGGAGGAGCCUCGGUUGUAAUGUUUCACGGAGACCUGCCCUACUCUUCCAAGGAUAUUAUCAAAAAGUUGGAGAAUUUAAAUGAAGAGCAUAUAAUUGGUAUGGGGGGCUUUGGAACUGUGUACAAGCUUGUGAUGGAUGAUGGCAAUUUAUUUGCCUUAAAAAGGAUCGUGAAGGUCAAUGAGGGCUUUGAUCGCUUUUUCGAAAGAGAGCUUGAAAUUCUUGGAAGCAUCAAACACCGAUACCUGGUGAACCUUCGAGGGUACUGCAAUUCCCCGAAAUCGAAAUUGUUGAUAUAUGAUUUCCUCUCAGGAGGCAGCCUUGACGAAGCUCUUCAUGAUAGAGCAGAGCAACUAGAUUGGGAGGCUCGUUUAAAUAUUAUCAUGGGAGCUGCAAAGGGCUUAGCCUAUCUGCAUCAUGAUUGUUCACCUAGAAUUAUUCACCGAGACAUCAAGUCGAGCAACAUUUUGCUUGAUGGAAAUUUUGAUGCUAGAGUAUCCGACUUUGGACUGGCUAAAUUAUUGGAGGAUGAAGAAUCCCAUAUUACAACAAUUGUAGCUGGAACAUUUGGAUAUCUGGCUCCGGAGUAUAUGCAGAGUGGUAGAGCUACAGAAAAGACAGAUGUUUAUAGUUUUGGUGUUCUGGUGCUCGAGAUUGUGAGCGGAAAGCGACCUACUGAUGCAUCUUUCAUCGAGAAGGGCUUCAACAUUGUUGGAUGGUUAAAUUAUUUAGUUUCGGAAAAUAGACCACGAGAAAUAGUCGAUCUACACUGUGAAAGAGUGCAGGCAGAAAGCCUCGAUGCCCUACUUUCAAUUGCCAUGCAAUGUGUUUCUUCAGUACCCGAUGAACGUCCGACCAUGCACAGGGUAGUUCAAAUACUUGAAUCUGAAGUCAUGACCCCUUGCCCUAGCGACUUCUACGAUUCCAGCUCAGAUUGAAGGCCAAUCUUUUCACCGAACAAAAGAAAUCCCAACCUAUUUAUCUGCAGCAAAAAAAGUCGGAAAUCAACAAUAACACACAGAAUAUUCUGAAUUCGAAAUUAUUCAUUCUUUUUGGCAAAAAAUUAUGAUUGGAAUUUAUGCUGGUGAUUUUCUGCAUUUGUCGUCCUCGAAUUAGAGCGAGUGAUCUGCCUGCCGCAUCAGGUUUUUCUUUGUCCAUGUAAAUUAUUAUUAUUUUCUUUUUCUUUUUCUUUUUUACUGGUCAUUUCUCUGAAUCAAUUGUAUAUCAAGUGUUUGAAUUUAUUUACUGUCUCCAUAUACUGAUGGGUAUUUUCGUAAUUUGGUUGCAUUUUUGUAUUAUUACUCACAUAACAGUCAUUGAUACAACGCAAGACUGAAAAUACUUUUUAGUCUAUAGUUUAUGGUUUCAUAUAUUAUGUAGGCAUUUACU
This is a messenger RNA of Erythranthe guttata (spotted monkey flower), 2622 nucleotides long. The record is from RefSeq and is a predicted model, not a curated record. Lineage: Eukaryota; Viridiplantae; Streptophyta; Magnoliopsida; Lamiales; Phrymaceae.